AUGGGAUCAGACUUACCAAGCGAUAUUCAACAAGAUAUUAAUAAUUUUGAAAAUGUUUUAGAUAAAUUAGAAUCACAAUUAGAAUCAUUUUUUAAAGUGCCACUUAAAGAACAUCAACAAUCAUUAUCACCAAUCGAAUCUGCCAAAUUAAAUAUUACCAUUGCAUAUGCUUUAAAUUCUUUAUUUUUUAUGUAUUUACAAACCCAAGGUGUUUCACCACAUGAUCAUCAAGUUAAAACAGAAUUAGAUAGAAUCAAACCAUAUGUUCAAAAACUUAAAACCCUUUCAAAUAAUAAUAACAAUAAUAAUACAAAUGAUGAAACAGUAAUAGAUAACCAAUCAACUAAAAAGAGAAAGAAGUAA
Molecule: messenger RNA, 363 nt
Organism: Dictyostelium purpureum
Lineage: Eukaryota; Evosea; Eumycetozoa; Dictyosteliales; Dictyosteliaceae
Exons: 4
Coding region: 1-363 (120 amino acids)
Biological process (GO): regulation of gene expression; maturation of 5.8S rRNA
Cellular component (GO): exosome (RNase complex); nucleolus
Molecular function (GO): DNA binding; RNA binding
Source: RefSeq, a predicted model, not a curated record